This is a messenger RNA of Wyeomyia smithii (pitcher-plant mosquito), 1173 nucleotides long. RefSeq lists its product as uncharacterized. NCBI's taxonomy places the organism in Eukaryota, Metazoa, Arthropoda, Insecta, Diptera, Culicidae. The record is from RefSeq and is a predicted model, not a curated record.
AUGUCGGAUUCCGAUGCCAAACUAAAUGAUUUCACUUUUAUUCAGGACGAUGACGAAGUAGCGACAAUGCAAGCCGAAAUAAGAAUUACAGCGUGGACUGUUGAAAACAACGUUUCGUUUAACGCAAUUGAUAAACUAUGUGACGUGCUCCGAACUGUCGACUCAAAUUCAAAAAAUUUACCUAAAAUCAAACUCGGAAGGACAAAAGCCACUGCUGUAGUUGAAGGAGUGAUAGCUGAAGAACAGCAUGUGGAAUUGGUAGAAAUGGUGCAGCGCAAUUUCUCGCUAAUCGUCGAUGAGUCAACGGACAUAAAAGCAACAAAAACUUUGGCUAUGGUGGUAAGAAUGUGCGAUGAAGAUUAACAACGUAACAUUAAGGUACGUCGUGACGAGUUCUAUGCCGCAGUAGCACUUGGUGCUACUGAUCAUAGAAGUAUUUACAACGCGAUUAUUGACCAAUUUCAUAAGGACGGAAUUCCUUACAAGGAUCGUUUGAAAGGAUUUGCGUCUGACGGCGCUGCAGUGAUGAUGGGGGUCUCUAAUUCAGUAAUGCGUUUGCUGAAACUUGAUUGUCCGAAUUUAGUAGUGAUAAAGUGUACAUGUCAUUCAUUGGCAUUGUGCGCGAGCUACGCAUGUGAGAAAAUCCCAGAUAAUCUUGAGCAUCUUUUGAGAGAUAUAUAAAGCUACAUUUCCAAUAGUCCAAAACGAACUAGCGAAUACGAAAAGAUUCAGGAAAUAUUAGAACUUAAACCUCUUAAAAUCCUACAUCCGUCUGCCACCCGACGGCUUUCGUUGGAGGCUGUAGUAAGAAGGUGUAUUACUCGUUUUCCUGAGUUGAUUUUGUUCUUCAAAUUCUAAUAUAAUAUCGACAAAAACCAAACUGCCUGCAGAAUUUUAAAUUACCUUGAAGAUUCAAUGACCAAACCCCUGUUGCUUUUUUUGGUAUAUAUUUUGCCCCGAAUCAAUAGAAUUAAUCGCUUAUUUCAGGCUGAAUAACCUGAAUUUACAAUACUGCACGACGAACUUAAGGACUUCUAUCUAACGAUUCUUACUGACGUUUGUAAGGAAUCUUACGUAAUAUCCAUGUCGGAGGCAAAUACUGGUGAUUUCGAGAAAUACCUGAAAAGCGGUGAGUGCAUUUAUGUUGGAAUGGCAGCAGAUCAAGAAAUUUAA